Molecule: messenger RNA, 252 nt
Organism: Mustela lutreola (European mink)
Lineage: Eukaryota; Metazoa; Chordata; Mammalia; Carnivora; Mustelidae
Gene: SMIM40
Product: small integral membrane protein 40
Exons: 1
Coding region: 10-252 (80 amino acids)
Source: RefSeq, a predicted model, not a curated record
UGAGUUAGUAUGGUGGAGGAGGAAGGUGAUGUGGAUGAGGAGGAUGUGUUCCUGGCAUUUGCCCAGGGACCUUGUCCUCCCAGGAGUCCCCUGCGUCGGGCCUUGGACAAGGCCUUCAUUAUCUUCCUGGCCCUCAUCCUCACACUACUGACACUGGAGGCUGUUUGUAGGCUACUGUGGCUGCUGCCAUGGGCAAAGUUUGGGGACUGGCUCCUGAGAACACCUCAGAAGGAGGAGGAGCUGGAAUUGUGA